CUAUAUAAGAGCUCAGUGUUUCCCCUAAACCAAAAUUCAAUUCAGUAAAAAGAAGAAAACUUUUUAGGGUUUUGGCUUGCGAUACUCUCUGCUCUUGAUCUACUAACAGGUUCGUCGAAUUUCUUGAUUUCUGUGGUUUAAAUGAAUCUUUGAGAAUUCCAUAGUUUCAUUUGAUCGUCUGUAUUCUUUGAUUAUUUAUUUUGGAUUGGAUUGGAUUGAGUUUUCUUUUUCUAGGUAUUACGAAAAUUUGAUUUGCUAGGGUUUUUGGGUGUGCGCCUGUAUUAAUUCGUGCAAUAAUUUUGAUUAUGGAAGCUUUGAAGCGUAAUGGUAAGAGAAAAGAAUUAAAGAAAGAAAGAGAGAGGAGAAGGAAUGAUGGUGAUUUUAAGGAGAGAGAGGAUGAAUCAAGCUCUGGUAGGUGCAGAGAGAGUUCUAGAUCUAGAAAGAGGAGAAGUACUGGUGAGGAUGAAGAGCGAAAAUUAGGGGAAGAGGUUGAGAAGCGGAGGAAGAGAGUUCAGCAGUGGCAAGAAUUCAGGAGAAAGAAUGAAGAAGUUGGAAGAGAGAAAAUUUGGGAGGUGAAUGAUAGGAAGAUUUGGAGCCUUGAAGAUGAACAAUCUGAUGGAGAAAUCGAUCAAGUUAGUGAUGAUGAAGUUAGGGAUGGAAUGAAAAUUGGUUUGCAGAAUGGGGUUGAUGGGGUUUCUGUUGAUGAGGAGAUUGAUCCAUUAGAUGCUUAUAUAAAUACUAUGGUUUUGCCUGAAGUUGAAAAACUAAAUGAUGAGAAAAGUAUAGAGUUGAAGAAUAAAUCUUUGGGUAGAAUAAUUCCUGGGGAGGAGUCUGAUUCGGAUUAUGGGGAUCUUGAGGAUGAUGGAGAAUUGAUAGAUGAUGAAGAAGAUGAUGAUGAGUUCAUGAAAAGAGUUAAGAAGACAAAAGCUGAAAAACUCUCUAUUGUUGAUCAUUCGAAAAUUGAUUAUAAGCCAUUUAGGAAGAAUUUCUAUAUUGAAGUGAAAGAAAUAUCAAGAAUGACUUCGAAAGAGGUUUCUGCAUACCGUGAAGAAUUGGAAUUGACUACACAUGGUGAGGAUGUACCGAAGCCAGUUAAGACUUGGUACCAAAUGGGACUUACAAGUAAAAUAUUGGAGACAAUAAAGAAACUUAAAUAUGAAAAGCCAAUGCCAAUUCAAGUUCAGGCACUGCCUACAAUUAUGAGUGGUCGAGAUUGCAUUGGCAUUGCAAAAACUGGCUCGGGCAAAACUCUGGCAUUUGUGCUACCAAUGUUGAGGCAUAUUAAGGACCAGCCGCCUGUCGUUUCAGGAGAGGGGCCUAUCGGGCUUAUAAUGGCACCUACAAGGGAGCUUGUUAAACAGAUUCAUGGUGAUAUAAAAAUGUUCUCCAAGGUAUUAGGUAUUAGGUGUGUGCCUGUAUAUGGAGGCUCUGAUGUUGGCCAACAAAUUAGUGAAUUAAAAAAGGGUGCUGAAAUUGUUGUUUGUACACCAGGCAGAAUGAUUGACAUGCUUUGCACAAGCAGUGGAAAAAUUACAAAUCUCCGUAGAGUUACAUAUUUGGUCAUGGAUGAAGCUGACAGGAUGUUUGACAUGGGUUUUGAACCUCAAAUCAGUUUGAUUAUUCGGAAUAUUCGUCCAGAUAGACAAAAUGUACUUUUCUCAGCUACUUUCCCUCGUCAAGUUGAAAAGUUAGCUCGCAGUUUGUUACACAAACCUGUGGAAAUACAGGUAGGUGGAAGGAGUGCUGUUAAUAAGGACAUCACGCAGCUGGUUGAAGUGAGGCCUGAAAAUGAGAGGUUUCUUAGAUUAUUAGAAAUACUUGGAGAAUGGUAUGAGAAAGGGAAAAUUCUAGUUUUUGUCCAUUCCCAAGAAAAGUGUGAUGCUUUGUUCAGGGAUUUACUCAAACAUAGUUAUCCUUGCCUAUCUCUUCAUGGUGCUAAGGACCAAACGGAUCGUGAGUCGACCAUUUCCGAUUUCAAAAGUAAUGUUUGCAAUUUGUUGAUUGCAACUAGUGUUGCUGCUAGAGGAUUAGAUGUCAAGGAGCUUGAACUGGUGAUUAACUUUGAUGUGCCAAUUUACUAUGAGGACUACGUUCACCGUGUUGGUCGAACAGGUCGAGCUGGCCGUAAAGGUUGUGCUAUAACAUUUAUAUCUGAGGAAGAUUCUAGAUAUGCUCCUCAUAUAGUAAAAGCACUUGAGCUUUCGGAUCAAGUUGUUCCAGAUGACUUAAAAGCACUAGCUGAUAGUUUCUUGCAAAAAGUGAAUCAAGGAUUGGAACAACCACAAAGUGGCUAUGUGAGAAAUGAUGGUUACAAGUUUAGUAAAGAAGAAGAUGAGUUGAUGAUAGCAGCAAAAAAAGCACAGGCGAAAGCGUGUGGUUUCGAAGUUAUGUCCGACUCAGAAGAUGAAGGUGUCUGCAAGGAAGAACUUGACAUAGAUGGCUCCGCUUCUUCCUCCAAAGGCAGAACAGAAGCAUUGGUGCCCGAAACUAAACUGCCUGUAUCGGUAAACUUGCAGCAUAUCCUAGAGAAAAUUCAAGCUGAUGCAGGGCCUAAACACUACAGAGCAGAGCUGGAGAUAAACGAUUUCCCUCAAAACGCUCGCUGGAAAGUCACGCAUAAGUUAACUUUGGGAACUAUAACCGAGUGGACCGGAGCUGCCAUUACUACUAGGGGGAAGCACUUCCCGCCGGGUCAAGUUGCAGGACCAGGAGACCGCAAACUUUACUUGUUUAUUGAAGGACCUACCGAACAAUCUGUGAAGAGAGCUAAAGCCGAAAUCAAACGUGUUUUGGAAGACAUAACAAGCCAGGCUCUCAUGUAGCUCUCUAAUUGCUCCAGGUUUUGAAACUUUAAGAUCAAAUUGUUGGGUAGUAGUGGUAAUGAGUUGGGUAGUGAUUGAUUUUGACUUGUGGUCAAAACUUGUUUAAUGAUAUGUGUUUAUCCCUUUUAUUGGCUAAUGAUUUUCUUGUUUUUGUCUCUUCAGGAAUCCUAUUGUGCUGGGUGACUAGUAUAUUUUGGCUUUUUGUGAUAGUUGUUCUUUAAUGAUGUUUUUAACUAAUUGUUCUACUUUGGUUGUUGAUAGAAUUUGUUUACUGAUUUUGUUUCUUUUUUCUUGAAAUUUGCAGGAGCAACAAACACUCAUGAAGAGAGAAACUUUUUCUUAGAAGAAGGGUGAAUUGGUUGAUUAAUUUUUGUGGGAUUCUUUUGUAAGCAUUAUCUGUUAAUCUUUUUAUUAUAAGUUUAGUAUUUUUGUAAUUAAAGUACAUGUAUACCUUAAGAACAUUUGAAAAGUUUGUCUCUCUUAAGAAUUGAGAAAGAGAAAAAAAAAACAGCUCAAUUUGGCACUUUUCAAAGUUUGUUCAAAUGCUUGAAUAUUAGUCAAUGGAUGGGUAUUUUGUUAUA
Cannabis sativa is the source of this 3403-nucleotide messenger RNA. RefSeq names its product DEAD-box ATP-dependent RNA helicase 42. Gene Ontology annotation, cellular component: nucleus. The transcript has 2 exons. Gene Ontology annotation, biological process: mRNA splicing, via spliceosome. Gene Ontology annotation, molecular function: ATP binding; nucleic acid binding; RNA helicase activity. The record is from RefSeq and is a predicted model, not a curated record. The coding region runs from base 306 to 2822 and encodes 838 amino acids. NCBI's taxonomy places the organism in Eukaryota, Viridiplantae, Streptophyta, Magnoliopsida, Rosales, Cannabaceae.